GUUUCCAUUACGAAUCCAACAAUGAGACGGACAAGCGGGAGUUCGAGAAGGCCGUGGAGACCAUCGCAGUGUCCUUCAGCAGCACCGUGUCCGAGUUCCUCAUGGGGGAGGUGGACAGCAGCACCAUCCUCUCCAUCCCACCCAGCGACCAGAACCAGGUGAGUGAUGCCCGACAUUCGGCGUGGGUCUCCUCUUUCUCUCCCCACCCUCUCCCUCGUCCCACCGCAGGCCGCCCUCCGGCCGAGGAAGUGGACGUGAUGCUGCAGCGCUGCGAGGGAGGGGUGGAUGCUGCCCUCCAGUACGCCAAAAACAUCUCCAAGUACAUGAAGGACCUGAUCGGAUACCUGGAGAAAAGGACCAUGCUGGAGAUGGAGUUCGCCAAAGGGCUGCAGAAGAUGGCGAACAGCUGCAAGCAAACCAUCAGCCAGGAGACCAACAUGCCCUUCCUGUCCAUCUACCUGCUGGCCCUGGAGCAGGACAUGGAGCACGGGACGUCGGUUCUGCAGGCUGCCAACACGCUGCAGCACCAGACCUUCCUCCAGCAAGAGGCAGAGGUGAACCUGCGCAAGGCCAAGCAGACCUACAUGCAGCGCAGCGAGGAGCACGACAAGGCCAAGUACAUGGCCGUGAAGGCGGAGGAAGAGCAGCAGAGCACCGCCAGCAGCAUCACCACCAAAACCCUGGACAAGAAGAGGCGGCUGGAAGAGGAAGCCAAGAACAAGGCAGAAGAGGCGAUGGCCACGUACCGGACCUGCGUUGCGGAUGCAAAUACCCAGAAGCAGGAGUUGGAGGAUACCAAGGUGAACUCCUUGCGGCAGAUCCACGAAGUGAUCAAACAGAGCGACCAGGUCAUGAAGACGGCCACCAUCUCCUUCUACCAGAUCAUGCACAUGCAGACGGCUCCACUGCCCGUCAACUUCCAGACGCUCUGCGAGAGCAGCAAGCUCUACGACCCCGGGCAGCAAUACGCCUCUCACGUCAAGCAGCUGCAGCGAGGCGACGAACCGGACAUCCAGUACGACUUCGAGCCCUACGUGUCACACAACGCCUGGUAGGAGAGGGGAGGGGAAGGCGCUGCUGCUCUACGCUCCUCUGCCACUGGCGCUGGGCAUCCCCGCAGCACCCGGCUGCGCCCAGCGCGCCCGACGGCAGCUCCUCAAUCUCCGACGGACUCUGUGUUUUCCUCUGCAGGUGGGAGGGGACACCAGGUCCAUAAAUCCUGGCCAACCUCCGUCACCGAAGCUGACAGCAGCCUGGAUUCAAGCGCAGGUGAAUUCAGCCACAAACUCCAGCGGCUGUCUUCCAACGGCACCAUGUCCUCCAGCGAGGAGCUGGAGGAGAAGGAGGAAAAUGCCACCCCCUUCGAGCAGGGUACCCGCCUCGAGCUGCCGCCGUGCCCACCCCAGGGCUCUGCUAGGGAGAAGCGGGAACCCCUUACCCGUGGCCUGGAGGUUCCCGACGAGCAGAGCGCCCGCGGGGCGGCCAAACGCGGCUUUUUGCUUGAACUUCACAGGUCCCAGGUCUCCUCAGCUGGGUGGCACGGGGCAGGUCUGGGGCUCGGGGAGGGUGAGGUGCCCCCGGAGCGGGAGGCACGGCUCUCCAGCGCCCGGCGCUCCUGUUCUUGCGUGCAGCUGCCGGAGCCCAUCAUGCCCUUCCGCAUCUACAACGAGCUGAUGGGCCUGGCCAAGGAGAGCUUGCAGGGCGGUGAGGCCAAGGGCAAGAGCGGGAAGGGGAGCCCUGAGCUGGUGGACAAAGGAGCCGACACGGACAAGGUGGUGGUGAACCUGGUGCUGAAGCUGAAGGAGCUGCUGCAGGAGCUUCCCUGGGAGAACAUGGCCACGCUCCAGUACCUCCUGCAGCACCUGAGAAGGAUCGUGGAAGUGGAACAGGACAACAAGAUGACCUCAAGCAACCUGGGCAUCGUCUUUGGGCCAACACUGAUGCGCCCCAGGCCCACGGACGCCACCAUUUCCUUGUCCUCGCUGGUGGAUUACCCCCACCAAGCUCGCAUCAUCGAGGCGCUCAUCAUCUUCUACUCGACCAUCUUUGAGACCAAGGAGAGCGCGGUGCUGGGCGACUCCGGCAAAUACGGCACAGGCGGCCAGGAGGAGGCAGCCGGCUGCCCGGACCUGGCCAGCGCAGGCUCCCAGCCCGCAGCUCCCGGCAGCGUCCCCUACCUCGAGUCAGGGAAGGGGAGUUUGGGUUACGGCGCCGACUCUUUCGCAGACCACAAAGCUCCCGCUGAUGCCACGGUGCCGGGCGAGAGCGUGACGCCGGGCUCCCUCUGUCCCGCAGAGCCUGGUGACCGCUCCGUUGACUCCGACUCGGAGCUGGAGGACAGCGGGGAGCUGCUGGCUGCCUGCUCCCUGGCCUGCCACAAGAAGUGCCUGGAGACCUUGGCCAUCCAGUGCGGCCACAAGAAGCUCCAAGGGAAGCUGCAGCUUUUCGGGCAAGACUUCACGAAGGCUUCUCAGAGCAGCUCGGACGGCAUCCCCUUCAUCAUCAAGAAGUGCGUUUCGGAGAUUGAGAAGCGGGCGCUGAAAACCAAGGGCAUCUACCGAGUCAACGGCGUCAAGACCCGCGUGGAGAAGCUCUGCCAGGCAUUUGAGAACGGGAAGGAGCUGGUGGAGCUGUCCCAGGCCUCCCCUCAUGAUAUCAGCAACGUCCUGAAGCUCUACCUGAGACAGCUGCCGGAGCCCAUCAUGCCCUUCCGCAUCUACAACGAGCUGAUGGGCCUGGCCAAGGAGAGCUUGCAGGGCGGUGAGGCCAAGGGCAAGGGGGGGAAGGGGAGCCCUGAGCUGGUGGACAAAGGAGCCGACACGGACAAGGUGGUGGUGAACCUGGUGCUGAAGCUGAAGGAGCUGCUGCAGGAGCUUCCCUGGGAGAACAUGGCCACGCUCCAGUACCUCCUGCAGCACCUGAGAAGGAUCGUGGAAGUGGAACAGGACAACAAGAUGACCUCAAGCAACCUGGGCAUCGUCUUUGGGCCAACACUGAUGCGCCCCAGGCCCACGGACGCCACCAUUUCCUUGUCCUCGCUGGUGGAUUACCCCCACCAAGCUCGCAUCAUCGAGGCGCUCAUCAUCUUCUACUCGACCAUCUUUGAGACCAAGGAGAGCGCGGGAAUCUUGGCACUGGGCAGCGGGACCCCUUCCUCCUCCUCCUAA
Messenger RNA from Opisthocomus hoazin, 3167 nucleotides. NCBI's taxonomy places the organism in Eukaryota, Metazoa, Chordata, Aves, Opisthocomiformes, Opisthocomidae. The record is from RefSeq and is a predicted model, not a curated record.